Anguilla anguilla (European eel) is the source of this 3841-nucleotide messenger RNA. RefSeq names its product ras homolog family member T2 (gene rhot2). The transcript is spliced from 19 exons. The record is from RefSeq and is a predicted model, not a curated record. NCBI's taxonomy places the organism in Eukaryota, Metazoa, Chordata, Actinopteri, Anguilliformes, Anguillidae. Gene Ontology annotation, cellular component: mitochondrial outer membrane. Bases 169 to 2028 code for a protein of 619 amino acids. Gene Ontology annotation, molecular function: GTPase activity; GTP binding; calcium ion binding. Gene Ontology annotation, biological process: mitochondrion organization; small GTPase-mediated signal transduction.
CCAUAGACACCGGAAGCGGUUUGAGCGUUUCUCCUUGGCGUGAGUUGGGCUGCAGCUGGAAUGAGAAUGGGUCAUUGAGAAGCAUAAACAGGAGACUUAAUAACAGUAUAACUAAUCGAAAUCUUUAAAAGCUGAAGUAAACGCAGAAAUUUAGACUGGGUGACAAACAUGAAGCGAGAUGUCAGGAUAUUGUUAUUGGGGGAACCCAAGGUGGGAAAGACAUCAUUGAUCAUGUCUCUGGUUGGGGAGGAGUUUCCUGAGCAGGUUCCCCCCCGUGCUGAAGAGAUCACCAUCCCCGCCGACGUCACUCCCGAGAAGGUGCCCACGCACAUUGUCGACUACUCGGAGAGCGAGCAGACGGAUGAGGUGCUGCAACAAGAAAUUGUCAAGGCCAACGUGGUGUGUGUGGUUUAUGACGUCACUCAAGAGGACAGCAUUGAGAAGAUCCGAACAAAAUGGAUCCCUUUAGUGAACGGUGGCGCAGAGAAGGGAAGCAACAGGGUCCCCAUCAUCCUGGUGGGGAACAAGUCGGACCUCCGCUGCGGCAGCUCCAUGGAGUCCAUCCUGCCCAUAAUGAACCAGUUCUCCGAGAUCGAGACCUGCGUGGAGUGUUCAGCCAAGAACCUGAAAAACAUCUCAGAGCUGUUCUACUAUGCUCAGAAAGCUGUGCUGCAUCCAACUGCCCCUCUCUACGACCCUGAAGAUAAACAGCUAAGGCCCAUGUGUGUUCGAGCCCUCAGUCGAAUCUUCACCAUCUCCGACCAAGACAAUGACAGGAUUCUUAGUGACAGCGAACUCAACUGCUUUCAGAAACUGUGUUUCGGGAACCCGCUGGCCCCGCAGGCUCUUGAGGACGUGAAGACAGUGGUGUGGAAGAAUACUAGUGACGGGGUGCAGGACAAUGGCCUGACGCUUAAUGGCUUCCUGUUCCUCAACACGCUGUUCAUUCAGAGGGGCCGGCACGAGACCACCUGGACCAUCCUGAGGAAGUUCGGCUACGAUGACUCGUUGGAGCUGACAGACGACUACCUCCACCCUCAGCUGCACGUUCCAGCGGGCUGCUCCACGGAGCUCAAUCACCUGGGCUUCGAGUUCCUUCAGAGGCUGUUUGAAAAGUACGACGAGGACAAGGACUCUGCCCUCUCUCCUACGGAGCUGAAGAAUCUUUUCAGCGUGUUUCCCUCCGUGCCCUGGGACACGGACGUGUACACGGCAGUGCCCCUUAACGAGGAAGGCUUCGUUACGCUGCACGGGUACAUGUGUCAUUGGGCGCUGACAACAUACCUGAAUGUCCAACGCUGCUUGGAGUACCUGGGCUAUUUGGGCUACCCUGUCGUCACUGAGCAAGAGUCCCAAACUGCAGCAGUGACGGUCACACGGGAGAAAGCCCUGGACCAGGAGAAGAGACAGACCCAGCGCACUGUGUUUCUCUGUAAAGUGAUUGGACCUCGUGGCACCGGCAAGACCGCCUUCCUGCAGAACUUCCUGGGCCACAGUUUAUCGAAACAGCAGAGUCAUUCUGGUGCCUUGUCCUGCUACGCCGUGAACACUGUUCAAGUCAACAACCAGGAGAAGUUCCUGAUCCUGUACGAGGUGGACGUGGACACGGAGCUCCUCAAGGUCUCUGAUACAGCGUGCGAUGUGGCCUGUUUCAUGUAUGAUGUCAGUGACCCCAAGUCCUUCAGCUACUGUGCCAGUGUCUACAAGCAGCACUAUAUGGACAGCAGCAUUCCCUGUGUGCUGGUGGCCUCCAAGGCUGACCUCCCCGAGCAGAGGCAACAGCACGGAGUUGCCCCUUCGGAGUUCUGCUACAAGCAUGGGCUGCCGCCUCCCUUCACCUUCUCCUGUAUUGGUUUCGACUCCUCCAGCGCCUCCAUCUACUCCAAGCUGGCCUGGGCCGCCAUGUUCCCGCACCUGAAUGGCUCAGACAUGAGCAGCACCUCCUUCUGGCUGAGAGUGACACUUGGGGCCGCUGUUGUGACAGUCCUGGGCUUCAGUAUCUACAGAGCUCUCAUCAGGCAGAAAUAGACCGCCUAAACCACCCACCUCCAUUUCCCCUUACAGACUGACUGACACUCCAUCAACAGACUUGCCACAUGGGAAAGGGUGUGGCAUAUGCUAGCAUCAUAAUUAAAUUCCUGUUCUCUUACUUUUAAGUCCAGGACCAGUCUGAUCUUAACUCCCCCCCCCCCCCCCCAUCUCACUGUUCCAUGCAGUUUCUUCCUAUAGGUUCCAUGACGGAUUGUCACUCGUGACCUGACAGGUAUUCAUUUCUCCCAGGUCAGCCAAAGAUACCGCACAGAUACAUUGGUUGAAGUGAAGUGAUGAUGAAAACACAGGAAAUAUCAAAGCCCAUCUCACCUCUGUAACCAUUUUUGUUCUCUGUGGGCUCAUAAGGGAUAAAGAUUAGUUUUAGAUAUCAAAAUAGAUUUUUUUUUUUUUCCUUUUUAAAAAAAAUGUAAUUUAAAAAAAAAAAAGUGUUUUGGGAGACCACUCAUCAGGUAUGUUGGUCUCAGCUGGUGGUCAGCUGGCACCAAUAAAUGAUACCCACAAUGCCCUUGGUAUGGCAGUGAGAUGAACAUCAAAGCAGCCUCAGUGUAGGCUUCAAGAGCCAAAGGUGGCUGUGAGUCAUGCAUCAUUCACAGGCCAACGAGAAGCCUGACAUCCAGCGGUUGCCAUGGAGAACGUGUGACCAGUGCAGUCACAGGGAACUGACCAGUAGACAGCCCUGAUGGUGGCUUGGUGCUGACACCUGCUCCUGAGGCCUCUUCUGAGUUCUGUGUUAAUAAGAAGCGGACCAUUCUAGUCAAAUUUGUCUUCACUCAGCUAUGGAUAUCAAUCUAUGAAUUUGCCAAAAUAGAACCAGCACUAGUGUAUAAUGGUAUCCAUUGACCCUCACAAGAUCCAGGUUUGUUAAAUUCAUGAAAUAAGCAAAAUGGUCUAGAUUUUCUUGAGUCUAUUGUCAUUUGGUUACUGAAUGAUGAUAGAACUCUUGUAAUUGCUUUUGGGGAGGCUGGCCGGCUAUUAGUUUUUAUCUGCUUUCCAGCUGCAAGGCAGGGCAAUCACAAUGAGGAAUGAAUUACCAGUGCAACAGUAUGGGGCCGCAAAGUCACAAGUUACGGCCUCUUGAAAAACUUACCAAAUUGAACGGUCUUCCAGAGUAACACAAUAAGAUUAGAUGGCCUUGCGAUGUGAAUGUGGUUUUGACCUCUAAAGCUUAAAUGUGUUUAUGAAAGGGAAACCCUGUCCGAAAUGCAUUCAAAAAGCAUGCUUUUCGAUAAAUUUUUAAUAUAUAUGGCAACACCGAUAUAUCAUAUAUGCUACAGCAUGCUUACAGCAACUUUGAAAACGGUGUUAUUUUGUCCAUUAGCAGUAUAUUUGCGGGGAGCAAGAAUGGAGAUACUGUAUUAACACCUGAACGUGGGCUUUUAAUCUCCACCGCGGUAUGGAAGCCAUGCCAAUUAUUUAGUAGGUCUAAUUUCAGAAUGCAGUGAUAUGCAUAAAACAAUUUGUCAAGGAGCACCAUAUACAGAGCAGAGGCGUACUGAAAUCGUAUCCUUCAUAUUUGCCAUUGGAUUCUUUUUGUUUACCAACUGGAGUUAAUACACUUGGCGAUGUUUUCCCCCACAGUCCAGUCGAAAAGUUCCAGAAUUUUUCCUUUUGUCACAUUUGAUCUACUUUUCAUAGGACAUUAAUUGUAGACAAACUGCAAGUCUUGCCUUUCGCCGGUCCAUUUUGAACCACAUUUCAUCGUUUUCGAUUCUAUGUAUAUCUAAAUGAAGUGCUCAGAUAAGCCAUAUUUUCGUUUAAAUAUUUUAAAUAAACUAAUACGUUUACAGAA